AGUUGUUUCAAAGAUGGCGGAUUUCCUGCCGUCCCGCUCCGUUUUAUCUGUAUGUUUCCCUAACUGUCUCCUCACAAGCGGCGAGGUAGAACAGUUGCGGAAAUCUAAAGAGAUAGAUAAGUGUAUUAAUCGAGAUAAGACUUAUGUUAAAAGGCUAGUAAAGAUCUUAUUACUUGGGGCAGGCGAGAGCGGCAAGUCCACUUUUCUCAAGCAGAUGCGCAUUAUCCAUGGGCAGGACUUCGAUCAGAAGGCCAAAGAAGAAUUCAGAGCCACGAUUUAUAGUAAUGUUAUAAAAGGUAUUCGAGUGUUGGUGGAUGCUCGGGAGAAGCUACACAUCCCAUGGGGCGACCCGUCCAACCAGCGGCACGGAGACACCAUGAUGGCAUUUGACACCCGGUCGGUGAUGGCCCACGGUCAUGGCAUGGUGGAGCCCAAAGUUUUCCAGCACUACCUGCCGUCCAUCCGGGCCCUGUGGGCUGACCAGGGCAUCCAGAAUGCCUACGACCGCCGCCGAGAGUUCCAGCUGGGUGAGUCAGUCAAGUAUUUCCUGGACAAUUUGGAAAAGCUCGGACAGUCGGGCUACCUCCCCAGCCAACAGGACAUUCUCUUGGCCAGAAAACCCACUAAGGGCAUCCACGAGUACAACUUUGAGAUUAAGAACGUGCCCUUCAAGAUGGUGGAUGUGGGUGGUCAGCGCUCUGAGAGGCGGCGCUGGUUCGAAUGCUUUGACUCAGUCACUUCCAUCCUCUUUCUCGUCUCCUCCUCUGAAUACGACCAGGUGCUGAUGGAGGACCGGCAGACAAACCGGCUGAGCGAGUCCCUCAACAUCUUCGAGACCAUCGUCAACAACCGGGUGUUCUGCAAUGUCUCCAUCAUCCUGUUCCUGAACAAGACGGACCUGCUGGAGGAGAAGGUGAAGCAGGUAUCCAUUAAAGACUACUUCCCCGAGUUCUCGGGUGACCCCACAAGCCUGGCAGAUGUCCAGCGCUUCCUGGUGGAAUGCUUUCGCAAAAAGCGCCGUGAACAGCAGCAGAAGCCGCUGUACCACCACUUCACCACGGCCAUCAACACUGAGAACAUCCGGCUGGUGUUCCGCGACGUCAAGGACACCAUCUUGCAUGACAACCUCAAGCAGCUGAUGCUGCAGUGAGGGGACUGACCAAGAGGAGGAGGAGGAGGAGGUGGAGGGGUGGGUGGAGGCAGAUGGAAAGUGGGUGUCUAGGUGCCUUUUUCUUACCUGUAAGAGGAGAGGGCAUUGUCCUUCUACCCAUCCAUCCUCCCUCCUUGACUUUGACCGGCUCCUCACUUUUGAACUUUGACUGUAUAUUAAAGCCACCACUACUACCGCCAUUCCCCCACGCUUGCUCUCUGCCUUACUGAGCUUGUUCACUGUGACUUAUAACAGCCACCUUUGGCUCAGAGCCCCAACCACUCUUUGACCCUUCAAACCACUGUAAAUGACCUCUAACCCCACUCUCUACCCCCGUCCACACUCUGCAGUGAAUCUCCCUGACGUCUCUUAUGGUAUUUGACCCUAAGUGUCGCUCUGAUACACAUCCACACACUUUUCUUCUAUGCUGCUCUGACCACUGUUGCUAGGGUAGGAGAGGGGGAGGGGCUUGUUUUAAAUUGAUGUAACUGAGUAGCUGUCAUCAGCGACUGUUGCCAGGUGUUGCCUUCCUUUUCAGAACUUCUUUUGUUUUGUCCCGUUUGACAUCUGCUCUCCACUGGCACGUCAUGAUGACAUCACUGUGGGGAUUUCCUCUGAGGAACUAACACACACACACACACACACACACACACAUACAAAUAGGAAUUCCUGUUCCAAAGUCCACUUAAUUCUAGUUUUCUAAUCAUUUCAUUUCUUUUUCUAAUAUAUGAAUAUACUGUAUGUACCUAUGCAUUUUCUUUAAUUUAUAUUUUAUAGGGGUUUACACUUUUGUGGAUUUGCUGAUGGACUCUGUUACAGUUAACUGGAUACAUAGACCACUUGUAAAAUUUAACACAGUGCUAUAAGGGUAGCUAGCGCAGGGUUAAUAGUGACACAUUGUAUUUUGCUGUUUCUCAGGGCACAUUGUGAACCCCACCUUUUUGUGAUUUGAAGCCAAGCAGAACUCUCAUGCCUCCGCCUUUCCACGAGUCACUCAAAAAUCAGAUUUCAUGGUGUCUUUUCUCAGUUUGUUUCAGAAAAGAAGACUCCUUAUGUUUCAAAAACAGAACUGUGGCCAUCUUCAAUCAGGACCUUAGUUUACCAGCAGGGUCUGGACAGACAAAUAAUGACCCCAUUUGGGCCUGGUAUGAAUAUGUGAUCUGUAUCUAGAUGUGUUUUCUGGAUAAUGACAUCUGCAUUUACACCUGGUAUUAAUAAGUCUGGUUGUUAUCUCAACUCUGUUAUAUCAUUAUUGGAUCUCAAUAUGCAAACUAGACCUAGCUUUGCUGACAGCCAGAUUUCUUGCCCCGUCGACAUGCAGAAACAUAGUUCCCAAUGCCCACCCUGCCCACUCCAGUAGUUCUUUGGCCACUCUGCACUGCACACCACCUGGGUCAGGUGGCAGUUAGCUAGCAGUGCACCUCAUUCAGUGAUGACUGCUGGUGACUCCAUCCCUGUAAGGGGAACACAUUGCUGCGGAAACAUGGUGGCCACCCUCCAGUCUCCCUCCAGGUGGCCCUGCUGAGUAAGCAGCUUCAUUUUUUUGGGCGCAGUGUUUGCACAGCAGAUGUGGGUGGUGCAUAGUGCAGUAAAUGAACAGUAGCAAUUUAACCUAUAGACCCAGAGGCAUAACUGGCCAAGAAAAUUCUCUGCUGAUAAAUUAAUGGUUAAUUGUUGACAUCCUUAAUACAAGAGUCAGAGCACCUGGUGCUGAGCCAGAGCAUCUCUGAGGUCACCCAUGGGGCAAACACUGUCGGUGCUAUGAUGCUUGAUGCUCCACAGACCAUUAAUGUGGUGUGGCGUAUUAAUAGCAUUCCAUUUGCCAUGUUUUCUAUGUGCAAUCAAUGUGUUUCUCCCUAUUCAAAUAACAUAAUCCAGAUACAUAACACAUGUUCAUGACCAAGGUACACUGGAUCACUGUGAUCCAUGAACAUUUUUUUAAUGGGACUGUGUUCACAGUAAACAGAAACUGUGGACAUAUCCAGUGUCUGUUUGCAUCACAGAUGCAUUGCAAAGCUGCAAGACACUUCUCUUUUCAGUUCUGCUGAAUCAAUUAUCGCCAAAAAUAUUUAAGAUUAAUGAAGAUCCAGAAAAUUCCAAUAAUUUAAGAUGCACCAGGCUGAGUUUUGACAUUAUGUGUACAGGCACUGCACAAGAUGUAACCUGGAAAAAAUUGUCCUUGGUUUGAAAAUGUCCUUGAGUCUAACCGUCAUGUAGUGAUGUUGGAACUGUGGUGACAGUUGGUCAGAGUCUCAUUUGAAAGUUUCUUCAGAGGGACUCUAAGAAAAGUAGCCUUAAUAAAAGACUUGGCAAAACAAUGACGGAGGCUUUGGUCCAGGUUGAAAAUGGCCAAACUAAUACUCAAGCCCUGUGGAAGCCUGUAGAUUUCUUCACUUUAUCAGAGGUGAGGAAGCAGGGAAACUUUCUUCUUCCUCCCAGGUGGAAUACCACCCUAAGUGUAUUAUACUUCAAGUGGUGAGGGGGGGUUCGGUCUUUCUUUGUUGUCCUGAAUGAUUUUUAUUUUGUAAAAGGUACCUCUAACUGCUGUCUGUCUCUCCUUUCCAUGCAUCCUAAGCUUAUAACAAAAGGUCACUAAUGAACCUGAGCAGUUGGUGCCUGUUGGCUGAUCUCACUCUUGUGUACUGCUUAUGUACAGUUCACGUUUUCCUCUUUACUCUUUUCUCAUGUCUGAUGUAUCAGUAUGUAGUUCUCACACCCACCUCGCUCUCUUUUCUAACAGCUGAUGUAACCUCCCACACAGAUCUGUAUGUAUGACUAUGAGUGUUAUUUUAUUUUAUUUGAACUUUUCGGAUAGUGUUAAUUCACAACAGUAGCAGGCGUCUGGUGGCCUGGGCUUAAGGUGUUCUUCCUCCAGAUGGGUUCAGACUAUGAACACUUAUGUCCUCCAUGUGCACACAAUUGGCUCCACUGGUUCAUGCUAACACAUCAGCAUACGUAGAAGAGUAAUCAUCAAGAUGAUAAGAAUGUAUAGCAAGUUUCAAUAGUAAUGGAGUUUGCCUUUUAUUUAGCUGUUACAUUUUCCAGACUCCUCUAAGCCAGAUGUUUUCAGUCUUAACAAAAAUAACUUAGUGUAUUUGUAUGAGAACACAGACAUCCUGCAUACAUCAGCCCAGUUCUGUUUUUUUUUUUUUUUUACUU
Molecule: messenger RNA, 4309 nt
Organism: Epinephelus fuscoguttatus (brown-marbled grouper)
Lineage: Eukaryota; Metazoa; Chordata; Actinopteri; Perciformes; Serranidae
Gene: gna13b
Product: guanine nucleotide binding protein (G protein), alpha 13b
Exons: 5
Coding region: 14-1150 (378 amino acids)
Biological process (GO): Rho protein signal transduction; adenylate cyclase-activating G protein-coupled receptor signaling pathway
Cellular component (GO): heterotrimeric G-protein complex; brush border membrane
Molecular function (GO): D5 dopamine receptor binding; guanyl nucleotide binding; GTPase activity
Source: RefSeq, a predicted model, not a curated record